Lotus japonicus is the source of this 1643-nucleotide messenger RNA. Its product is annotated as two-pore potassium channel 1-like. Gene Ontology annotation, cellular component: plant-type vacuole membrane. Gene Ontology annotation, molecular function: potassium ion leak channel activity. NCBI's taxonomy places the organism in Eukaryota, Viridiplantae, Streptophyta, Magnoliopsida, Fabales, Fabaceae. Gene Ontology annotation, biological process: potassium ion transmembrane transport; stabilization of membrane potential. Bases 224 to 1276 code for a protein of 350 amino acids. The record is from RefSeq and is a predicted model, not a curated record. The transcript has 3 exons.
CACAGGGAAACAAAGUCGUUUAUUAAAGAAGCAACUUCCCUUGCAAGUUGUAACAGAAAACUUAAAUUUUAAAUGGAGAGGUUAAGAAAAUGGGAUAAAGUACUGAAGACCUUCCAUUCAUAGCAAACCACCCAUUGAAGCCCUUCUUCUACUGCUCAUUUGGACUAUUUUCCAACUGAAGGAGGGCUCCUACCACUGAUCCUUGAUUUCUUGAAGCUUCUUCAUGGCCAGUAACGGUGCAAAGGAGCCAUUGUUGUCAUGGUCACCGGAUCCUGCAGCUCAAAAGGUUACAAGGCAGUUAAGAAAAAGAAGAUAUCUCCGUUCAAGAACUGCUGCUCCUUUUGCUGAUCUUGCUCCUCCUGAGACAAAUGGAACUGGAUCAAUUCAACUUUCCAAGUCUAUUUUUGGGAAGUUGAGUCCAAGCUUUAGACAAGUGGCCAUAUACUUUGCAGUGUAUAUAGGUGUAGGAGCUGUGAUCUUCUACCUUGUGAGGAAUCAGAUCAAGGGGCACAAAACAGAUGGUGUUCUUGAUGCUUUAUACUUCACAAUUGUGACAAUGACCACAGUUGGAUAUGGAGACCUUGUGCCCAAUAGUACCCUCACAAAACUACUUGCCUGCGCUUUCGUUUUCACCGGAAUGUCAUUGGUUGGACUAAUCCUAACCAAAGCAGGAGAUUACUUGGUUGAGAAACAGGAAGCUUUGCUACUCAAAGCUAUGACCAUAGGCCAAAAAGUUGGUCCAACCGAAAUUUUAAAGGAAGUUAAGAACCAUAAAAUCAGAUUAAAAUUUUUUCUGGUCUUUUUCCUUCUCCUGUUUCUCAUUGCUAUAGGGACAGCAUUCUUGGUCAGUGUUGAAAAAUUGGAUGUUAUUGAUGCCUUCUACUGCGUUUGCUCGACUUUUACAACCCUGGGGUAUGGUGACAGAAGCUUCUCAACUCAAACAGGAAGAAUAUUUGCAGUGUUUUGGAUAUUGGCAGGGACUAUUUGCUUAGCUCAGCUUUUCCUCUGCAUUGCUGAGAUGAACACUGAGAGCAAACAGAAGGCAAUUGUCAAAUGGGUUCUUACACGAAAGAUGACCAAUUUGGAUUUGGAGGCAGCAGAUCUUGAUGAGGAUGGAAGUGUUGGGGCUGCUGAAUUCAUUAUUUAUAAGCUCAAAGAAAUGGGGAAGAUUAGUCAAGAAGAUAUUUCAGUUAUUCUGCAGGAGUUUGAAGAGCUUGAUGUUGAUCAAUCUGGUUCACUGUCAAUUUCUGAUUUGACACUUUCUCAGUCAUCUUAGAUAGGCUAACACAUUAUAUAAAUCUAGUUGUUGUAGAGAGGUUGGAAGUAUUUACUUCCAUGACCAAAUACACACCAGAGUUUUAUUGACUUGGAAAGUCUGAAAUAUGGUAGGCAUUCAUUGAUUGGGUUCAGACUUUAAUUUGGUUCAUAAAUACCAAUUACAUGCAGUUUGUUGCAUUCAAGAAGGGUAAGGGGAGAGUUUACACUUUACAACAUGUUAGACCAACAUAGUGUUUGCACCUUAUCUGGUAGGUUUGGUAUGGAAGCAUUAUCUCCUUCCUACCAUAUAUAUGAUUAAAGUAGAUAUAGUGCAAAUUCUUAUACUUCUGAUUCAGAAUCAAUUAUUAGAAAUGUUUCUAUGAGUA